UUAAAAAUCAAAUCAAUAACUUUGUUCACAGCACAGGCCAUCAACCAGUAGGACUUUGUUUACAAAUACGCGUUGAUAAAAUAAUACCAAAAAAGAAAAUUAGCAACAGUAAUUGAAUGAUGGCUUUAUAAUUCGUAAUGAAUGCUUCGUUAACUUUUGAAGUUUUGUUAUAUUUAAAUUCGUAUUACUUUGGAUUAUUUGCAGUAUGUGAAAUAGGUAUGAAUGUUGUAAAAGCAAUUAAUUUAUCGCUGCCAAAUUUUGAGACCGAUUUUGGAAUUUUACUGGCCGUAUGCAUAUUGGAAUUGUUUCGAGUUAUAUUGGCAAGACGAGGAAAUCUAACUGAGAAAGCCUGGCCGGUGAUAUUGGCUUUAUCACUGACAAUACCAUCAGCAGUGGGUGUAGUUUACUUUGUUUUCUGGCAGAGUGUUGUGUUACGGUUGGAGUAUAUAAUAUGCGGGAUUCAGUUUGUAUUUCAAAUGGCCGAAAUUCUGUUUGGAAUACUGUGUCUUUUACCAGUUUGCAAAAAUCCAGAGUAUUAGAAGUAUUUAUUUUCUACGUAUUUGUACACUGAACAAUUUUCUCUAGUCUAGUCGAGUUUUAAUAAAAUUAACUUUAUAAUU
Messenger RNA from Photinus pyralis (common eastern firefly), 620 nucleotides. RefSeq names its product transmembrane protein 216-like. The coding region runs from base 138 to 539 and encodes 133 amino acids. Gene Ontology annotation, cellular component: ciliary transition zone. The record is from RefSeq and is a predicted model, not a curated record. Gene Ontology annotation, biological process: non-motile cilium assembly. Lineage: Eukaryota; Metazoa; Arthropoda; Insecta; Coleoptera; Lampyridae. The transcript is spliced from 2 exons.